Rhineura floridana is the source of this 5750-nucleotide messenger RNA. It is a transcript of the gene ENPEP, whose product is annotated as glutamyl aminopeptidase. Gene Ontology annotation, molecular function: metalloaminopeptidase activity; peptide binding; zinc ion binding. Gene Ontology annotation, biological process: proteolysis; peptide catabolic process. The record is from RefSeq and is a predicted model, not a curated record. The transcript is spliced from 20 exons. Bases 308 to 3157 code for a protein of 949 amino acids. Lineage: Eukaryota; Metazoa; Chordata; Lepidosauria; Squamata; Rhineuridae. Gene Ontology annotation, cellular component: cytoplasm.
ACAAUGUUCUUCUGUGUCAGUUUCCUCUGUCUCUGCUCUCUAGCCGAAUCCUUCUUUACGGGUCACUUUCCUUUGGAUAAACGUUUUUUAAAAAAUGAACUGAGCGUCAAGGAGGGAAGUGGCUGGGAAGUGAGACCAAGAAAGGAAGAGUGAGAGAGAGACAGAGAGACAGACAGAGAGAGACUAUUUAACAUAAACAGAGCCUGCUGAACCGAUACGUAUAUAUGUUUAAAAGGCUACAGCACUGUUGCUUAAAAAAGCCUUUGUCAACCAUUUAAUAUACAACUUAGGUGCAGGGGGAGAGGAGAUGCAGAGAAUGGAUUUGGAAGACAAGUCAUCCAAAAGGUACUGCAUGGAGAACAAGCAUGUGGCCAUCAUUUGUGGUGUGAUAGUUGCUGUAGGUUUAAUUUUAGGACUGGGACUGGGACUGGGAUUAAGACCGCAGGACUGCCGCCCUUCAGAAGACAAUGGGCAGGGGUCACCGGAAUCUCCCACCACGGGCCCCACUCCAGUGGAGAAAGACCAUUGCCCAGCUCAGAAUAAUGACAAUGGAGACUGGAAAUAUUUCAGACUGCCCUCCUACAUUAGUCCAAUUCAUUAUGACCUGGAGCUGAAGCCUGAGAUGGAAGAGGAUCGUUACACUGGAAAAGUUAAUAUCUCCAUCAAGUUGGAAAACCUGACCAGGCACUUGUGGCUUCACCUCAGAGAGACUAAGAUUACCCAGAUGCCUUUGCUCAUGAAAUCAUCAGGCCAGUCAAUUACCCUAAAGGGUUGCUUUGAGUACAAACCGCAGGAAUAUGUGGUGGUGGAGGCAGCAGAAGAGCUCUCCCCUACCAGUGAAAAUGACAUCUAUUUCCUGAGCAUGGAAUUUCAAGGCCAUUUGAAUGGAUCCCUGGUUGGAUUUUAUAGAACAACCUAUGUGGAGGAUGGAAAGAACAAGAGCAUAGCAGCCACUGAUCACGAGCCAACAGAUGCACGGAAAUCCUUUCCCUGCUUUGAUGAGCCUAACAAAAAGGCAACUUUUAAGAUAUCUAUUAACCAUGAAGACACCUAUCAAGCUCUGUCAAACAUGCCAGUGGAGCAAACAGUUUCACUGGGUAGUGGCUGGAAUCAGACAACAUUCCGAACAUCUGUUCCAAUGAGCACGUACUUGGUGUGUUGGGCUGUACACCAGUUUCAGUUUAUAGAAAGAUAUUCAUCCCGAGGAAUUCCUCUCCGCAUUUAUGCCCAGCCACAGCAAAUACAGACAGCAGUAUAUGCAGCAAACGUCACUAAAGUGGUAUUUGAUUUCUUCGAAGAGUACUUCAACAUGAACUAUUCUCUUCCCAAACUGGACAAAAUUGCCAUUCCUGAUUUUGGCACUGGGGCCAUGGAGAACUGGGGGCUGAUCACUUACAGAGAAACAAAUCUCCUUUAUGAUCCACAAGAAUCUGCCGCUUCUAACAAGCAAAGAGUAGCAGCUGUGAUUGCCCAUGAGCUUGUUCACCAGUGGUUUGGGAAUAUUGUGACCAUGGACUGGUGGGAUGACUUGUGGCUGAACGAAGGAUUCGCCAGCUUCUUUGAGUUUAUGGGGGUAAAUGCUGCAGAAGGAAAUUGGCAAAUGCUGGACCAAAUUUUGAUUGACGAUGUAUUCCCUGUUCUGAAGGAGGACUCCUUGCUCUCCUCCCAUGCAAUUGUAGUAAAUGUGUCUUCUCCUAAUGAAAUAACCUCUGUGUUUGAUGGCAUAUCCUACAGCAAAGGAGCAUCAAUUCUCAGAAUGCUUGAAGACUGGCUCUCACCAGAGAGGUUCAAAGCUGGAUGUCAGAAAUAUUUAAAAGACCAUCAUUUCAAAAAUGCAAAAACAGAUGACUUCUGGAGAGCCCUGGGACAGGAAAGUGGUGAACUCGUCCAAGAAGUGAUGGACACCUGGACCAGGCAGAUGGGAUACCCUGUGCUGACGGUGUAUUCAAACUCAACAAUCACACAACAGCGUUUUCUCCUGGAUCCCAAAGCAGAUCCUUCCCAGCUAACUUCAGCAUUUGGUUACAGGUGGAAUAUUCCAGUGAAAUGGUAUGAGGGAAGUACGGCUAACACAAUACUCUACAAUAAAUCAGAAUUAGCAGGAAUUAAUAUUGCACGGCCCAACAAUCCAGCUGUCAAUUCUUUCUUGAAAGUGAACCAAGAUCAUGUUGGGUUUUAUCGUGUCAACUAUGAAAUGCAGGCCUGGAAUGAAUUAGCCAGUAUUAUGAACAAUAGCCCCCAGAAUUUCAGCCUGGCGGAUCGUGCUGGCUUUUUAGAUGAUGCCUUUUCAUUGGCCAGAGCUGGACUUCUGAAUUAUAGUUAUGCCUUGAACCUAUCAAGAUAUCUGCAAAAUGAGAAAGAAUAUAUACCAUGGCAAAGAGCGGUAGUAGCUGUCUCCUAUCUUGGAGACAUGCUUGAAAAUGAUAAUACACUGUAUCCCAAAUUUCAGGAAUAUUUUCGUAGUCUGGUCAAACCCAUUGCAAAUCAACUGGGAUGGGAUAACGAUGGAGUCCAUAUCAAUAGUCUCCUCCGUGUGACAGUUCUAGAGUUUGCGUGCAGCAUGGAAGACCCAGAGGCUUUGAUCAAUGCAUCUAGCUUAUUUAAAGAUUGGCUAAAAGGAACAAAUCUAGAUGUAAACCUCCGCCUCCUGGUAUACCGCUAUGGGAUGCAGAACUCUGGCGAUGAGGAUGCCUGGAAUUAUAUGUUUCAGAAGUACCAAAAUACAACAUUAGCUCAAGAAAAGGAGAAGCUGCUAUAUGGCCUGGCAUCAGUGAAAAACGUCACCCUGUUGGACAGGUUUUUACGGCACAUCAAGGACACAAAUCUCAUUAGAAGUCAAGAUGUGUUCACUGUCUUGAGAUACAUCUCUUAUAACAGCUAUGGCAAAACAAUGGUUUGGGACUGGGUCCGUCUCAACUGGGAAUAUUUAGUCAGCAGAUACACUCUCAAUGACAGAAACCUUGGUAACCUUGUGUCAAGAAUAACAGGAACAUUCAACACGGAUCUCCAGCUUUGGCAGAUGGAGUAUUUCUUUGAGAAAUAUCCUAAUGCUGGAGCUGGAGAAGCAUCCAGAAAACAGGCUGUUGAAACAGUGAAGAGCAAUAUUGAAUGGCUAAAGCGAUACAGAGAAGAGAUUGCAGCAUGGUUUAUGAGUUAGAAUUGAUCAUCCCCUUCUACCUUAAAUAAACUCUUGGGACUUUAUUUUCAAAGUACAUCAAAUUAGGGAUGUGUAGAAAUCUUACUUCCAAAGCCUGAUCAAGCUGCCAAUUCUGCAAAGGAAACAACACUGAGAUGCAUUAAUUUAUUGAAAUGUGCAUUCAAAUAAGUCAGACAGCAACUCUAGAUCCUGCAAAUCAUUUUUCCCCACUAGUACAUGUUUUCUUCUUUUAGCCGGACUACUUACAAUGCAUAAAAUUACCAUUAUCGCAGAGCUAAUAAUAUGAUCCUAGUCUUCUUUGUGAGGAUCACUGGUGUGUGUAUUUACCACACAUACACACACAACUUUGAAAAUCCAAUAAGUCCUUUGUUUAUCGAAAAACCAUAUUAUUCCAUGUGCUCAGGGCACCCUUCCAAAUGUACCUUAAAAGUGAUCCAUUCCAAAGUAAGAAUUUUACAAUUAAAGAAAAUUAGGUUAGAAACAUUUUUCUGUCUCUCAGAGGAAGUUCAGUAGGAAUUUAAAGCAUCUAACAUGACUUUGUAAAACAGACCUCAAUUAUAUUAUCUUCUACUGUAUAUACAGGUACACUAUUAUUUCCAUUCAUUUCAGCAUUUCAUGAAGAUAGCAUGGCACUGAAACAACAUUACAUGCAUAGUGUAGUAUCCAGGUGUUACCCAAGUGACCUUGGAGCAGCCAAAGCUCGCUGGAAGAGUACAUGUUUUGCAUAGAGAAGAUCUCAUAUUCAAGAAUCUCAGGGCCAAGUGCCAUGUGGUUAAAUACAUAGCAGGUAGCUACGUAUCUUGUUUUUCUUUAACUAAUUUUGUAGGGGGGGCAAUUACACAAACCCACUGAGGCAGGUGGGGGGAACUUUGGCCCUCCAGCUGCUGCUGAACUACAACUCCCAUCAGCCCCAGCAAGUAUGGCCAAUGGUCAGGGAUGAUGGGAGUUGUCAUUCAGCAACAUCUGGAAGGUCAAAGGUUCCCCAUACUUGCACUAAGAUUGGAAUGGAAAAUGUACCCUACCCCCAAGGCAAGGUACCAAUGGUGACUUUUUUGAAGGCACCCUUUACAAACCUUGUGCCCUCCAGAUGUUUUGGAUUCCCAUCAGCCCCAAUCAGCAUGGGAUAGAACUGGGGACACAAUGUUCAUUUUGCACUUGCAAGGAAUUUAUCUUUCAGUGUAGCAGCAUCUACACUUUGGAACUCCCUGUCCAUUGAUAUUAGGCAGGCGUCUUCACUGUAGUAUUUUCUGUGCCUGCUAUAACAGAUUUUUGUUUAGGCAACCCCACCCAGACAUGUAAAUUUGAUAUUGUUUUAUAAUGUACUUUAUUUUAUAAUAUAUAUUUUAAAGCUGCUGAUUUUAUCUGGGGGAAAAAUAGGCUAACUUGUUUGUAAUAUCUGAUGUUCUCUGUGAUUUUAAUGUAUAUUGUAUAUAACCCCCUUAGAAUUUUGAUGAUUAAGUGGUAUAUAAAUCCUGCUAAAUAAAUAAAACAUUUGGAGGGCACCAGGUUAGUGAAUGCUAUUCUAAGACUUCUAGUCCCAUAUAGGAAUGGGAUCUCCAUUCUGAUGUUGAUGGGGGGAGUGAAGAGAUAAGAUUCUCUUUCCUGCAUGCUGCCUUCACAGUUCUGACUGCCAAUUCUUAUUGCCUUCACUGUAAGAAUUGAGCUUCCCUAACCCUGGAAUUAAUGAAGAAAGAACAAGAUGCCUGCCUGCCUGCCUGCCUGCUAUGUAGUAAGUCAGGGAAAGCCAACAUGAUGCCCUCCAGAUGUAGUUGGACUAUAGCUCCCCUCAUCCCUGAUUAUUGGCCAUACUAGCUGGAGCUAAAGGGAGUUGGAGUCCAACCAUAUCUAGAGGACACCACAUUGGCUAUCUCUGUAUUAAGUGCAUGUCUAGUUUGGUCCAUGGGUAAAUAAUCUUAGACAGCAGUUGAUCUGGUAUAUUUUCUGUCUGGGAUCCUGGAAGGCUGCUGCCAGUCUAAGGAAACAAUACUGAACUAGAUAGACCAGCUGUUUGACUCAGUGGAAGGAAGUUUUGUAUGUUCAGAUAAGCGUCCUCUUAUGUGUCUGCACGUGUAGGGGAGGACAACAUAUCUAAGAAAACCUUGGCAUAGUAGGUGAGUGUGCAAGUCUACCCUAAUUUCAAGUGCAGAUACCUGCAUAUCUUUUAUCCAUAUACAAUGGCAUUCAGAGCCAACACAUGAGCUCAAUGCUUUGCUUGGGCUCGCUAAGGCUAUUCCCUGUGUCAGCGGUAAUGUUUACAAGGUGAUGAACUGUCAUCGUUGUGGAAAAUGUCUCUGCCUAUGCCCCACCAGCACCUGUCAGAAAGAUUCAAUGGGAACACAGACCAUCUUUGUUUGAGAACGACAAUGCACAUAGAAAACCAAGUGGUCCUCCGGAUGUUGCUCCCAUCUGCCCCAGACAUCAUGGUUCAAUGGCCAAGGAGGAGGAAAGUUGCAGUCCAGCAACACAGAUUCCCGACCCCUGGAGUAAACAGUCCUAAACAUUGUAGCCAGGACUGUAUUCCCUUGCCUGUUGUCAGUGACUUGGCUGGAGUGAGAGUCACAUGCACAGCGGCCCUGCUUGCCAAGUAUUUUUA